Molecule: messenger RNA, 770 nt
Organism: Lotus japonicus
Lineage: Eukaryota; Viridiplantae; Streptophyta; Magnoliopsida; Fabales; Fabaceae
Product: organelle RRM domain-containing protein 2, mitochondrial
Exons: 3
Coding region: 161-577 (138 amino acids)
Molecular function (GO): RNA binding
Source: RefSeq, a predicted model, not a curated record
AGUACAUUUGUAAAAAUAAAAAAAAAAUGUACGCAGGCAGGAUGAUAGUUUAGGACUCUAGGUCUAGAAUUUUCGUCCUGUUUGGUUUGGUGUAUUGGGUUUUAUAACUUGCGGGUUCUGCGAGGGUUUAAAGGUUUCUGUUCUGAAUUCAUCUCUGUUCAUGGCUUUCUUCUCUGGAGUUCAACGCUUUCUUCGUCAGUCCUCACAUAACCUCACUUCGGUUCGUCUCUGUUCAACAACUCUCACUACCCCCAAACUUUUCAUCAGCGGUCUUUCAAGACAGACGACCGAUCGAAAACUUAAUGAAGCAUUUGCUCCUUUUGGACAGCUGAUCGAAGCUAAGGUGAUAACUGAUAGAGCCUCUGGAAGAUCCAAAGGUUUCGGUUUUGUAUCUUACGCGAGCAUAGAAGAAGCUGAAAAGGCAAGAAAAGGAAUGAAUGCUAAGUUUUUGGAUGGAUGGGUUAUAUUUGUUGAUCCUGCCAAACCAAGAGAGCCUAGACCUCCUAUGCAGUCAGAGUCGCAGCAGCCCUCUGAAACUGGUUUCACAGUUAACAAGACGGUUGGUUGGUGUGGUUGAUGAUUGAAGAGACUUUGGUAAUUUUCACGUCGCUGGGAUGAUUUUUAAGGACUAUUUAUAACUCAACUCAGAUAAGUAUACUGCAAUUUGUUGUGAAAUUUUUGUAUCAGUCAGCUCACUCAUGAUUGAUUAUUGGACUUCAGCCAUAAGGCAUUAUUAUUUUUUGAAAAUUUUGAUGUCCAUUGGAAGUUAA